Messenger RNA from Saccostrea cuccullata (small rock oyster), 433 nucleotides. Its product is annotated as NADH dehydrogenase [ubiquinone] flavoprotein 3, mitochondrial-like. The record is from RefSeq and is a predicted model, not a curated record. The transcript is spliced from 3 exons. Bases 49 to 345 code for a protein of 98 amino acids. Gene Ontology annotation, cellular component: mitochondrion. NCBI's taxonomy places the organism in Eukaryota, Metazoa, Mollusca, Bivalvia, Ostreida, Ostreidae.
AUCAAUAUUAUCUCAACAACAAACCCGAUUUUUCCUUGAAAAAAGAAAAUGAUUUCUUUGCACCGUCAAAUCCUUUUCAAAAUAAACAAACCUGUUUCGACAAGUCUGAUUCAACGUUUGUCUGGUCAGAGUGGCAGUACGGAUGGGCAGUCCACACCCGCACCACCCCCGCCAUCCCCACCCCCCUCUGCAGAAUCCAAGGCUGAUUCAGACAACACCACAUAUAAAGUAAAGGAAUACUAUGGAUAUAAUGCCUAUUCAUUCUACGACAUUGACAAGGAUAUGUCGAAAUUCAGGAACCCGCAACCAUCAAAAUACACUUCAACGGAACCUGCUAAACAAUAGACUAGCGAGUUUAUUACGGUUGAAAAUUGGUAUUUAGUUAUAAUUGUUUGUUAAUAUUAAAAUUGAAAAAUAAAAUACAACAAACUCA